AGCCCUACCCAUUUUCAAGGAGGAAAAAGAGUUUCAGGUAUCCACAAUGGCUCUCUGCAACUCUAGAAAUCCGAAUCUCCUUUCCCGAAUCCUUCUUCUCCUUCACUUUCAGAUCUCCUUCUUUCUCCUCUUACCCAGUCUGAUUCCUUCUGCAAAUUCCAUCUUCUUCAAUUUUUCCAGUUUUGAUAUAAACACAAAAGAUAUUAGGUUGGAGGGAAGUGCUUCCAUCUCAAACCAAGUCAUCCAAGUCACUGGAUACCCACCUAGCAGAAGCAGAGUUGGCCGAGCUUCAUACAGAAAACUAGUCCACCUUUGGGACAAAUCAACAGGAAACUUCACUGACUUCAACACCCAUUUCUCCUUCAUCAUCAGUUCCAAUCAGUACAUCUUUGGUGAUGGUCUUGGUUUUUAUAUUGCCUCCAAGGAUUCCACCCUUCCCUUGAAUUCAACAGGUGGGUUCCUUGGUCUUGUUGAUUCUCACUCCACAGAAGAUCAGAUUUUUGCAUUGGCCUUGGAUACAGCAAGCCAAGAAUGGAGCCCAAGGACCCAAUUUAGUGAGAUCAAUAACUACUCUAUCAAAUCUCAGGUUUGUAUGCCAUGGGAUGAUUUUGGCAUUUUGGGUGGAAAAAGAGCUAAUGCUUGGGUAAGUUACAAUUCUAGCACCAAAAAUUUGAGUAUCUUCUUGACUUAUGCUGAGAAUCCAGUUUUUAUGGGGAACUCUACCCUGUCUUACACUGUUGAUCUGAGAGAUAAAUUACCAGAAUGGGUUAUUCUUGGAUUUUCAGCUGCAACAGGGUCGAUCACCCAGUCAUAUAGUGUUCUUAAUUGGGAGUUUAGUUCUAAUUUGGAGAUGGGUCAUGAAUCAAACAACAAAAGAUUGAAGGUGGGUCUUGGUGUUGGUGUUGGUGGAGGUGGCUUGAUUGUCUUCAUUGGUUUGGCUUUGUUCCUCUUAUGGAAGAAGCUCAAUAGAAGUGCAUAUCAAGACCCUGAUGUGAUAUUUGAUGAAACCUUCGAUGAUGAAUUUGACAAGGGAACAGGACCUAGAAGGUUUUUCUAUGGCGAAUUGGUUCGUGCAACUAAUGAUUUUGCAGAAGAAAGGAAGCUUGGAGAAGGAGGAUUUGGAGGUGUUUACAGAGGUUUCUUGAGUGAUGUGAACAUGGAUGUAGCUGUUAAGAGAGUCUCUAAAACAUCCAAGCAAGGGAUUAAGGAAUUUGUCUCUGAGGUGAAGAUCAUUAACAGAUUGAGACAUAGGAAUUUGGUUCAAAUUGUUGGCUGGUGCCACCAGAGAGGUGAGCUUCUCAUUGUUUAUGAUUUCAUGCCAAAGGGUAGCCUUGAUUUCCAUCUAUUUAGAGGGGAAAGUCCAUUAAAAUGGGAGGUGAGAUACAGGAUAGCUCUUGGCUUGGCCUCUGCACUACUCUAUCUGCAUGAAGAGGGAGAUCAAUGUGUAAUACACAGAGAUAUUAAAUCCAGCAAUGUAAUGUUGGAUUCAAAUUUCAAUGCUAAACUUGGGGAUUUUGGAUUGGCUAGGCUGAUUGAUCAUGAGAAGACUUGGAAAACAACUGUUUUGGCUGGUACCAGAGGUUACAUGGCACCUGAAUGUGUUAUUACUUGGAAGGCUACCAAAGAAUCAGAUGUUUACAGCUUUGGAGUUGUUGCAUUGGAAAUUGCUUGUGGAAGAAGACCUGUAGAUCCUAAGGCUGAAGAAAACAGUGAAAUGUUGGUGGAGUGGGUUUGGAGACUUUAUGGAACAAGAAAGGUUCUUGAAGCAGCUGAUGAGAGACUGAAUAUGGAUUUUCAUGAGCAACAAAUGGAGUGUUUGAUGGUUGUUGGGUUAUGGUGUGCUCAUCCUGAUUAUAAGCUUCGACCUACAAUCAGAAAAGUGGUGCAAGUUCUUAAUUUCGAAGCUUCAUUGCCCAUUCUCUCAUCUAAGAUGCCAGAAACCACUUACUGCGAUACUCCAUUUGAUGCUUUGGGUUCAUUUUCAUCUACUGCACCAUCUCUAAACAUUACAGAUUUUGACAGAGGUCGAACCUAA
Molecule: messenger RNA, 2035 nt
Organism: Telopea speciosissima
Lineage: Eukaryota; Viridiplantae; Streptophyta; Magnoliopsida; Proteales; Proteaceae
Product: L-type lectin-domain containing receptor kinase IX.1-like
Exons: 1
Coding region: 47-2035 (662 amino acids)
Biological process (GO): protein phosphorylation
Cellular component (GO): plasma membrane
Molecular function (GO): protein kinase activity; carbohydrate binding; ATP binding
Source: RefSeq, a predicted model, not a curated record